This is a messenger RNA of Paramecium sonneborni, 883 nucleotides long. The record is from the annotation of a GenBank genome assembly. Lineage: Eukaryota; Ciliophora; Oligohymenophorea; Peniculida; Parameciidae.
UAAUGAGUUAAUAAUCUUCUAAUCAAUAUGCAUAUAAUCAAGAAUUAUAUGAGUAACAUAUAAUGUAAUUGGAUAAUAUAAAAAAUGAAAUAGAAGCAUAGGAUCCAUUUAUUAUUACUUAGCCAAUAGAAUUGCAAAUACUAGAAUCAGAAUAUUUAGAAAAUUAAGGCUUUCUAUAAAAGAUUCAAGUAAAUUAUUAAGAUGAAUUUCUAGAAAAUCCGUUAAUCUUAUCCAUUUUUUAGAAGAGUUAGAAGGGAUGGGAGUUGCUUCUAUAGAGCAGUUCUUUUUAGAAUUUUCGAAUAAAUUAUUCAAUUUAAAGAUUAAUAACUAUUAAAUAAGUUCAGCAAUAUUAUUACUAAUUCAAAGACAGAUUUAAAAGCUGUAGGAUAUGAAUCAAUUGUUAUUGAUGAUUUUUAUGAUGUAUGCUUAUUAACUAUAUGUAGGAAAUUAUGAAAUAAAUUAAAUUAUGUCCUAAUAACAUUACUAUUUAAGGAAUCGUCGAUGCUUUCUGUAAUAAAGUCACAUCUGAUUAUCUUAUUAUGUACAUGAGAAUGUUGACAUCUGGAUAUAUCAAAGCAAAUGCAUUUUUAUUUGAAGGAUAUAUAGAAACUGGAACAGUUGAAUUAUUUUGUUAAUAAGAAGUUGAUCCUAUUGAUAGAGAAGCAGAUCAAGUAAUAAUUAAACUAUUUUUAGAUGUAAAUUAUAGCAUUAUAGAAUUAUUUAUAAAUUCCUAUUAGAAUUUUCUAUUUAGAUGGCAAUGUGGCUACAUAUGAUGCUACUAUUUUCUAAAUCCCAGAAGAUGCAGAUUAAAAUUCUGUUUUCAUUAAUUUAUUAUACAGACCAGGACAUUAUGACAUCCUUUAUUCAAAAUGAGGAAUUUAAG